AUGCCCAACGGGCAAGACCAGGCGGCCACUGUGCCAUUGCCCUCAUCCUCCGUCAAGCCCGUUACGGCCACUGCUGCUGGCACUGUGGUGGCUAAUGGCCAGACUCAUCACCAGCGGCAACACCACCUUUGGUUGGUUACUGGCCCUGCAGGAAGCGGCAAGACGACUGUAGCUGAGCACCUGGCGACUGCGCUCCAACUUCCGUACAUUGAGGGUGACCUUUAUCAUCCCAAGGCCAAUAUCGACAAGAUGAGCGCUGGCAUUCCUCUUACCGAUUCCGAUCGCUGGGAUUGGCUUACUGAACUACGGAAGCAGUCCAACAGCCGCAUCCACGAUGGUGCCGAGGGAGUCGUUGUUGCCUGUUCCGCUCUCAAGCUUAAAUAUAGAGACGUAAUUCGAGUGGCUGCGUACUGGGACCGCACACUCGUAAUCCACUUCAUCUUUCUCUAUGCACCCGCUGAGCUGAUCUUGGAACGUGUCGCUGCUCGCAAGGGUCAUUAUAUGGGGGCCAACAUGGUCAAAAGCCAGUUCGACAUUUUGGAACGCCCAAGGGAGGAUGAAGUUGACGUCAUCACAGUUGAUGCUAGCGGCGACGUUGAAGAUGUUAAAGAAGACGCUCUGGAGAAGGUCAGGGCAUUACUGGCUGCGGAAGGGUAA
Pochonia chlamydosporia 170 is the source of this 657-nucleotide messenger RNA. RefSeq names its product glucokinase. Gene Ontology annotation, cellular component: cytoplasm. The transcript has 2 exons. Bases 1 to 657 code for a protein of 218 amino acids. The record is from RefSeq and is a predicted model, not a curated record. Gene Ontology annotation, molecular function: gluconokinase activity. Lineage: Eukaryota; Fungi; Ascomycota; Sordariomycetes; Hypocreales; Clavicipitaceae.